CGCGCGAUGAGUCAUCAUUGGAAUUCAUUCAAGUCAAGUGUUGCGUCACAUGGCUGCUCAUAUAACUACACCUCUCUCACUCGAAAGUUAAUUCAUUCUCUGAUCUGACUUGGCGAGGAAAUACCUAAGACAUCUAACGUUACCAAUACACGCCACCGGAAUGAAUAGUUUUAUAUUAUUUAUUCUUUUGCACCUGGGGUUCAUGGUUUGCCAAGGAGCCAACCCCUGUUGCUCUCAGCCAUGUCAGAAUCGCGGCGUCUGUACUGAAAUGAGCUCCGACUCGUAUGAAUGUGACUGUACACGCACUGGAUAUUACGGUCAAAACUGCACAACACCCGAGUUUCUCACAUGGCUUAAAGUUUCUCUGAAGCCUUCUCCAAACACGGUGCAUUACAUUCUCACACACUUCAAAAGCUUGUGGAAUAUUGUCAACAACGUGUCGUUUUUGAGAAAUGGCAUAAUGCGAUACGUUCUAACAUCACGGGCCCAUCUGAUUGACAGCCCCCCUAUAUUCAAUGCUGACUAUGGUUACAAAAGCUGGGAAGCCUAUUCCAAUCUCUCCUACUACACUCGUACACUGCCUCCUGUCCCUCAAGAUUGCCCAACACCAAUGGGAGUUGCAGGUAAGAAAGAGCUGCCGGAUGUGAAGCUGCUGGCUGAGAAACUGCUUCUCAGGAGGAAGUUCAUUCCAGACCCUCAACGCACCAGUCUUAUGUUCGCUUUCUUUGCCCAACAUUUUACACACCAGUUCUUCAAAACUGACAUGAAGAAAGGACCAGCUUUCACGAAAGCCGUGAAUCAUGGGGUUGACUUGGGUCACAUAUAUGGACAGGACCUUGAACGCCAACACAAGCUGAGACUUUUUAAGGACGGCAAACUGAGAUAUAAGAUUGUGGAUGGUGAGGUUUAUCCUCCGACAGUCAAUGAGGUUCAAGUAGACAUGCACUACCCUCCUCAUAUACCUGAGUCCCGUCGUUUUGCCGUGGGUCACGAGGCCUUUGGACUGGUUCCCGGACUCAUGAUGUAUGCCACUAUCUGGCUGCGUGAACACAACCGAGUGUGUGAUAUACUAAAGCAGGAGCAUCCUGACUGGGAUGAUGAGAGGCUGUUUCAGACCUCACGGCUCAUCCUUAUUGGUGAGACAAUCAAAAUCGUGAUUGAAGAUUAUGUCCAGCACCUUAGUGGAUACCAUUUUAAGCUCAAGUUUGAUCCUGAACUUCUCUUCAACGAGCGUUUCCAGUACCAGAACAGGAUCGCCUCUGAGUUCAACACCCUUUACCACUGGCACCCCCUUAUGCCUAAUGAAUUUCACAUCCAGGACGAAGUCUACGAUUACAAGCAGUUUCUCUUUAACACAUCUAUACUGACAGACCAUGGCGUCAACAGCUUGGUUGAGUCCUUCACCAAACAGAUAGCUGGAAGGGUGGCUGGAGGGCGUAAUGUUGCACCGGCUGUAUUAAAGGUGGCCAUCAAGUCAAUUGAAGACAGCAGGCAAAUGCGCUACCAAUCUAUAAAUGCCUACAGGAAACGCUUUAACAUGAAGCCAUACAAAUCCUUUGAAGAAAUGACAGGAGAAAAGGAAAUGGCUGCUGAACUUGAAGAGAUGUAUGGAGAUGUGGAUGCUGUGGAGCUCUAUGCUGGUCUGCUGGUUGAGAAGCCCAGGGUCAAUGCCAUCUUUGGGGAGACCAUGGUGGAGAUGGGUGCCCCCUACUCCCUCAAAGGACUUUUGGGAAAUCCCAUCUGUUCCCCCGAGUACUGGAAACCAAGCACAUUUGGUGGCAAAGUGGGGUUUGAAAUUAUCAACACUGCCUCUCUGCAGAAAUUGGUUUGCAAUAAUGUCAAAGGGCCCUGCCCUAUGGCAUCCUUCUAUGUGCCUAAUGUAAAAGAUUCGGGACCAACCACUAUUAAUGCAAGUACUUCCCAUUCGGAUCAAAAUGUCAACCCGACAGUUUUACUGAAAGAACGGACAUCUGAGCUCUGAUAGAUGUAUUCUUUAAGAAAAUGUAUUAAUUAUUUAUUUAUUUAUUUAAAGUCUAUUUAUUAUAUUUAUUGUAAUGAGAACAUUAUCUUUUAAUUCCUAUUUUUGUAUUUUUGAUGACUAGUAUUGUACAAAUCUGAUGUUAUAUUUGUAACUAUUUAUUAAAUGUGUACAUGCAUUUAUUGUAAAAAAAAAAGUUUACAUUAGACCUCAGAUUUCAGCACUGCUGAUUAGCUUAUUCUGUCAUAUUGUCAUGAUUUUACUUGAAUCCCUUUUCUAGUUGUUUACACUGUUUAAAUGAAUGAACUUGUGUUGUUUGUUUACUGUCUGCCCUUUUUCUUCCUUUGUUUCUCUCAAUCUCCAUAAUGAAACAUCUCAAGAUCUCAGAAUAGUUUUCUUUCUAACAAAAUAUCUCACACACUGUUUUUUUUUUAAACUCUUAUGUUUAAUCUGAAAAAGUAUUGAUACUUGCUUGUUUUAUGCUUGAAAUUGACUUCAUGAAUAAAUUAAUCACAAUAAAUGUAAUAUUUUA
Molecule: messenger RNA, 2510 nt
Organism: Megalobrama amblycephala (Wuchang bream)
Lineage: Eukaryota; Metazoa; Chordata; Actinopteri; Cypriniformes; Xenocyprididae
Gene: ptgs2b
Product: prostaglandin-endoperoxide synthase 2b
Exons: 10
Coding region: 161-1981 (606 amino acids)
Biological process (GO): response to oxidative stress; cyclooxygenase pathway
Cellular component (GO): neuron projection; cytoplasm
Molecular function (GO): oxidoreductase activity, acting on single donors with incorporation of molecular oxygen, incorporation of two atoms of oxygen; peroxidase activity; heme binding
Source: RefSeq, a predicted model, not a curated record